Molecule: messenger RNA, 6458 nt
Organism: Dioscorea cayenensis subsp. rotundata (Guinea yam)
Lineage: Eukaryota; Viridiplantae; Streptophyta; Magnoliopsida; Dioscoreales; Dioscoreaceae
Product: probable histone acetyltransferase HAC-like 1
Exons: 17
Coding region: 384-5663 (1759 amino acids)
Biological process (GO): positive regulation of transcription by RNA polymerase II
Cellular component (GO): transcription regulator complex; histone acetyltransferase complex
Molecular function (GO): chromatin DNA binding; transcription coactivator activity; zinc ion binding
Source: RefSeq, a predicted model, not a curated record
CUCUGGUGCUUUGUGUUGAUGGUUUUGAGGGCAAUUGUGUGAAGAAAAGGGUUAAAUCAAUUGUAAAGAAAAAGAAAUCGGGGAGAGAGAAGCAAAAGACCGAGGAAGCUUGUUUCCGAAAAAUUGCGAGCCCUCGUGUCGCUUCCUAGGAGAAGGCGAAGGUCAGGAAGAAGAGCUCAAUCGAUUCGUGCCACGGAAAAAGGGGGCCAAACAGGAAUUAUCGCAGAGGAGAAUCAGCGAAAAUCCGCUUGUCUUUUUGGCUUCGGGAUCUGUUAUCUUGUAGUCUCCGAUCACAACCUAACCCUUUCGAUAGGGCAGCCGAUUGGGUUCUCAUGUUCUCCUUCACACACUACUCCCCUUAGCAACAAAGAAAGUGGAUAAGGAUGAAUGCACAGGCACAUAUGUCUGGACAUAUCUCCGGGCAGGUGCCUAAUCAAGCAAGUCAGCAAUUUUCUGGUCUGCCCCAACAAAUGAGCACUUCGCUACCUUCUCAGAUACAAAAUUUUGGCGGACAUAGCAUGGACCCUGAACUCUAUGCAAGACGCCGGGACGUGCAAGAAUACAUUUUCAAACGUCUUCAGAAGAGGAGUAAUAGCGCGCCCGGAGAGUUUGUGCCAAAAUUGUCAGAAAUUGCAAAGAGGUUGGAGGAGUAUAUAUACAGAGAUGCUGCUUCAAAGGAAGAUUACAUUAACAUGAAUGCACCUACAAUAGAUCAACGAUUGCAAAGUCUAGUAAAGACGACAACUAACAACAGCCAGCUCAAUUCUCACCAUUUUCCUUCAUCCUCUGCUGUUGGCACGAUGAUUCCAACACCUGGUAUGGCCCAGAUUAGUAGCACAAAUUCCAUGGUUGGUCCGGCAGAAAAUGUCAUGAAUGCCAGCAAUGCUGCUGCUAUGGUGGUGCAAACUACAAGCAACACAGGGAACUUGCUACCAAUUGCAAAUGGAUUAGGUGGUGUUGGAAAUGCCACCAGCUUCAAUAUGUCUGACGGACAAGUUCCUAAUGGAUAUCGAAAGAUGACAUCAAAUGCUUCGCUUGGCUCUGGAGUGACCAAUACCAUGUCAUCUGUUGUACCACAACCACCAAGCCAAAUGAUCCCAACCCCUGGGUUGAAUAAUUUUAAGCCAACUGCUGUAAAUCCAGAUUUUUCUAAUUCAGGUGGGCUCUUGGUCACUGAAUCUAGUAUGGUUUCACAACAGCUUCAACAUAAACACUAUGGUGGGAGUCAAGCAAGCCAUAUCUUUCAUAGUCCUGGAGCCCAGAUGGGUGGUAGGAUGAGACCAAGUAUGCCGAAACCUUCACCCUAUGGGUUUCCAAAUGGUCAUUUGAAUGGCGGUUUAGGAUUAACCGGAGCUAAGCAACUGGUGAAUGGACCUGCGGCAUCAGAGGGAUACUUAAGUGCUGUGUCUUAUGGUAGUUCUCCAAAACCUUUACAGGAGCACUUUGAUCAGCAACAUCACCAACCAAUUCUACCAGCAUCAUUACCCUCACAAACAUUAUCUAUGAGUGGUGAUGGAUAUGCUAUGACUUCUGUUGAUGUAUCAGGCUCAGGAAACUUGUAUGGGCAAGUGCCAUCUGCAAUCAAUCACCAGAAUGCUAAUUCUGCAAGCUUGAAUCCUAAAUCAAAAAUUACUCCGGUAGCACAGAGCAACAAUGUGAGUUUGCAGUCAAUGCAACAGAUCACAAAACCUCAAAUACUUGAUCAAUCACAAAGUAUGGAUUUCCAAACACCUCAGUCAAUUAGGGAGCAUUUGGUUCAAUCACAACAUCAGUUACAAAAUCUUCAACAUCAACAAUUUCAGCAACAAUCUAGCCAACCAUAUUCAAAUAUCAUGCAAAACCAGCAACAAAAUCAGCAGCAGCAACAACAAGGACCACAGCACGAACAACUUAUGGCAAAGACUGAUUUCUUGAGGCAGUCUUUAGUGAUUUCUAACCUUGGAGGACAGCUGGCAUCUGAUCAUGGUAAUGAAUCCCACAAUGAAUUAUUGCUAAGUCAAACUGCAGAACAGUUUCAGCUUUCAGAGUUACAAAAUCAUUGGCCACAGAGGUCAUCAGUUAACAACCAUUCAGGGAGUGGUCAAUCACAUGGCCAGUUAUCUAGCUCUCAUUAUUUUCAGCAAUCAUUGCACAAUCCUUUCCCUUUGCAUCAACAAACAUCUGAAUUUCAGAAUGACUUGAAUUGCCUGACAAAUGGAUCAGAAUCUGAUUCACUCCUGCAAAGUCAUUGGCAUUCUCAUCCAUCACAGAAAUCCCAUAUAUUGGAAAGGUCUUCACUAGAUCAACAGAUCAAGGAGGAAUUUAACCAAAGAAUAGCUGGACAGGGUGAAUCCCAACAAUCUUAUAAUAUCUUGGAUGGAUUUAUAUCUUGUUCUGAUGGCCCUACAAAAGUUGCUGCGGUGCAACAAUCUUCAAGCUCACUUGCUUCUGGACUCGGAAACUCAAAGCGUGAACAGGAUUAUUAUAACCAACAGAGGUGGUUGUUGUUUUUGUUCCAUGCAAGUAGAUGCCCAGCGCCAAAGGGUGCAUGCAAAGAAGUUAAUUGCAUAAAAGUUCAACAAUUAUGGUCACAUAUAAAGAGUUGCAAAUCUGAUAAAUGUGCAUUUCCGCGUUGCAUUGGUACCAAGAAACUUUAUCAACAUUACACUUCCUGCCGAAAAACUGAUUGUCCUGUGUGCAAACCAGUACGGGCUUUUUUGCAACGCGCGGCACGCUCUCGCUCUGGGUUGGUUGACCAGAUGAGCAACUCUCAGAGACCUAUCAAUGCAACUGAUGUGGAUAGAGUGAUAUUGAAGGUUAGCAGUCCAUUAGUUGAAGCAUCCAAACCUUGUGCCGAUCCACACUCGUUACCAAAACGCAUGAAAAUGGAACAUACACCCCCUGUGCUUGUUCCUAAGAGUGAAGCAUCUCCUGUUUAUAUUCAGCUCCAAACAGGUGUUUCUGAGGAUGUACAAUUCCAGGGGCACCAAGAGGCUGACCCUGCAAUUGCAGUUAAUUCUGAGAUUGCCAAAGUGAAUAUAAGCACAUCCAUGAGUCCAGGCAAUGGCAAUCCACCAGUUCCCAGCAAAGUGACACAUGGUUCUUUGUUGGAGAAUGUGCAUAAGACUCAAUCUGAGCUAGAAUCUGCUAGUUCACAUGACAUUGAUGGUCACAAACUGCAGGAAACUAUCCAUGAUAAUAAAGAGCUUGAUCAGGGUAAGAUUGAGCAAAAAUACGAAUCAAAUGGCUCCCUAACUGAUUGUACCGCUGGAAGUAAAUCAGGUAAGCCAAAGAUUAAAGGUGUUUCCUUAACUGAGCUGUUCACCCCAGAACAAGUGAGGGAGCACAUCAUUGGUCUUAGGCAGUGGGUUGGUCAGAGCAAGGCAAAGGCUGAGAAGAAUCAAGCUAUGGAGCACUCAAUGAGCGAGAACUCAUGCCAGCUGUGUGCUGUGGAAAAGCUCACUUUUGAACCGCCUCCGAUAUAUUGUUCAUCAUGUGGUGCUCGCAUUAAACGGAAUGCUACAUAUUAUACUGUGGGAACAGGUGAUAGUCGGCAUUAUUUUUGUAUUCCAUGCUACAAUGAAGCCCGAGGUGACACUAUUGAGGUGGAUGGUUCAACAUUUCCCAAGUCAAGACUUGAUAAAAAGAGAAAUGAUGAGGAAACAGAAGAAUGGUGGGUCCAAUGUGAUAAAUGUGAAGCAUGGCAACAUCAAAUAUGUGCUCUUUUCAAUGGCCGGCGAAAUGAUGGAGGUCAAGCAGAAUACACAUGCCCUCACUGUUACAUCGGAGAGGUAGAAAGAGGAGAGCGCAUGCCUUUGCCACAGAAUGCUGUUCUUGGAGCAAAAGAUCUGCCAAGAACACUACUCAGUGAUCGCAUAGAGCAGCGGCUUUUUAGACGUCUGAAGCAAGAGAGACAAGAGCGAGCAAGGCAUCUUGGGAAAAGUUUUGACGAGGUACCUGGGGCAGAGGCACUUGUUGUUAGAGUGGUAUCAUCUGUGGAUAAGAAAUUAGAAGUGAAGCAGCGCUUCUUGGAAAUUUUCCAAGAGGAGAAUUAUCCAACAGAAUUCCCAUACAAAUCUAAGGUUGUAUUGUUGUUUCAGAAGAUCGAAGGUGUUGAAGUAUGCCUUUUUGGCAUGUAUGUCCAGGAGUUUGGUUCUGAAUGCCAAUUUCCAAACCAACGACGUGUUUAUCUUUCAUAUCUGGAUUCUGUGAAAUACUUCAGACCUGAAAUAAAAGCAGUGACAGGGGAAGCUCUCAGAACUUUUGUUUAUCAUGAAAUCCUGAUUGGAUAUCUUGAAUAUUGCAAGAAACGGGGUUUCACCAGCUGCUAUAUAUGGGCGUGCCCUCCACUGAAGGGUGAAGAUUAUAUCCUAUAUUGCCAUCCUGAGAUUCAAAAGACACCUAAGUCUGACAAACUUCGCGAGUGGUACUUAUCAAUGCUUCGGAAAGCUUCCAAGGAAAAUAUUGUUGCUGAUCUAACUAAUUUAUACGAUCAUUUCUUUGUUAACAUGGGUGAAUGCAAGGCAAAGGUAACUGCUGCACGUUUGCCAUAUUUUGAUGGAGAUUAUUGGCCAGGUGCUGCUGAAGAUAUGAUCAACCAACUUCGGCAAGAAGAGGAUGGUAGAAAGCAGCAGAAGAAAGGCAAAACCAAGAAAAUAAUCUCAAAAAGGGCUUUGAAAGCUGCCGGUCAAGCUGAUCUUUCUGGCAAUGCUUCUAAGGAUGCACUCUUGAUGCAAAAACUUGGUGAAACCAUAUAUCCAAUGAAGGAGGAUUUUAUCAUGGUCCAUUUGCAGCAUGCUUGCACACACUGUUGUUUACUCAUGAUCUCUGGGACACGUUGGGUUUGCAAUCAAUGCAAAAACUUCCAGCUUUGUGACAAAUGUCAUGAUGGAGAACAAAGACUUGAAGAGAGGGAAAGGCAUCCCAUCAAUAGUAGAGAGACACACAUGCUGUAUCCGGUGGAAAUAAAUGAUGUGCCCUCAGAUACUAAAGAUAAGGAUGAGAUUCUAGAAAGUGAGUUUUUUGACACCAGGCAGGCGUUCCUUAGCCUUUGUCAAGGAAAUCACUACCAAUAUGAUACUCUUCGCCGUGCAAAGCACUCCUCAAUGAUGGUCUUGUACCACCUCCACAAUCCAACUGCACCUGCCUUUGUGACAACAUGCAAUGUCUGUCAUCAAGAUAUUGAAACUGGUCAAGGUUGGCGGUGCGAAAUUUGCCCAGACUUUGAUGUAUGCAAUGCAUGCAAUCAGAAAAAUGGUGGUGUUGAUCAUCCGCAUAAAUUGACAAAUCAUCCUUCCAUGGCUGAUCGUGAUGCACAAAAUAAAGAAGCUCGGCAGAAAAGGGUGUUGCAGCUGAGGAAAAUGCUAGAUCUUCUGGUACAUGCCUCUCAAUGCCGCUUUUCCAAUUGUCAAUAUCCUAAUUGCCGGAAGGUUAAAGGUCUCUUCCGCCAUGGCAUUCAAUGCAAAAAACGUGUUGUCGGAGGUUGCCCUCUUUGUAAAAAGGUGUGGUACCUUCUUCAGCUGCAUGCCCGAGCUUGCAAAGAAUCAGAAUGUCAUGUACCCCGUUGCAAGGACUUGAAAGAGCAUUUGAAAAGGUUGCAGCAACAGUCUGAUUCUCGCCGCAGGGCUGCAGUGAUGGAGAUGAUGAGGCAGCGGGCUGCUGAAGUUGCCGGGAACACUGAUUAACUAGCUGCUGUACAGCUGGGGACACCCUUUUUCUUCUCACGUGUUGAAUGGAAGGAGGCAAUUACAUGAAUCAAAUCACCUAAUGAAACUAGAUUUACUGGAAGAGACUAAGUGUGAGUUGAGAGCCAGACAGGAUUGGCAUUGGUUAAGCUGGCAAGCAAUUACUGGUUUUCUGGGAAUUGGAUGAAGUUGUCAACAAGACACCUCUUUGAUACUAACCAAUUUUUCAUGGAUCGCCGUAGAAGUUAUGGCUACUCUUCAGCCUUUUGACUUAGAAGAAAGGUGAUUCUUUAAUUUGUGUCUGGGACGGUGUCGCUUUUCAGCUGCCAGAAGAAGAGGAGCCAUGGGGCAUGGGGUGUUGCUGUUGUACUAUAAAUGUCCUAAUUUGUCAAUUAUUAGAGGAAAUCAGUUAUUCAUCUCUUUCCUUUUUCUUCUUCUUUUUUUAUUUUUAAAUAGUUUUUAGUUUUUACCAAAAUAUUUUUUGUCCUUUGGAGCGUGGAAUGUGUCGCCUUAGCACCUGCCCGCCAGUCAGUCUGGUGUCCGUUUUGUAAAAUUUCAUGAAUCUGUCGAUGAAAGGAAUAAGUAGGCAGUCUUUUGAUGAAGUAUUUGAAUUUUGUUUGCCUCUUUUGCGCUUACUGCUUUGAGGGCCAUGCUUUGUGUAUUUGAUUUUUGCCGGAUGCUCUCAUAUGCAUUCCUCUCAUUCGUGUGAACAAGACGGCUGUGCAUGCAUGAUUUCUUUGAGCAAGUGCACAACUGAACUCGAAUGUGUAAAUAAUAUCAUGAGUGGUUAUUGUA